UGUAUGAAAUCAUUUAUAUUCAAUAGGAAUAUCUAAAGCAGAUAGUUGACUACAAUCUAUUUAGAUUUAUUACCUGAAUGUUAUGCAAAUGUUCGUCAGGUUUAUGAAAGGACCCGAAGAGCUGUGCAGUUUUACACUCAAAAGGAUUGGAAACUUAAUACAUAAUGGAAAAUCAUAUUAUUUACAGAUGACUAGUGAAUAUUAGAAGUCAAUUAUCAAAUGCAUUAGGGAGAUACAGCGCAUGAUGCAGGUGGGCUUUACAAAACGUAUAAAAGGAAAGUACAAUCCAUUGUGAUAAUUCACUUCAAAAUAGCAUUCUUGUUGAAAUCAGCCUAAGAUUAAUAUGAAUACGUCUGUACUCGAAUCGUUACCAAACUACAUUACAUAUAGAAGAAUGACACGCAUUUAUCCACCAAUUCUCGCCACGUUUGGAAUAUGUGGCAAUGUUCUUUCUGUGUUAGUUUUAAGAAGACGAGCAAUUACAUCAACCGGGCUACUGCUGAUUGCCUUGGCAGUAACAGAUACACUGGUAUUGUCAGUUUGUCUACUUACGAAAUGGGGAUUUUCUUUGAAGAAUGAGAAGUUCAGACAUAUCACAGAAGGUGUCUGCAAAGCUGAUGUAUUUUUCACAUAUCUUCUCAUCCAGCUGUCCCCAUGGAUUCUGGUCCUUGUUACAGUUGAAAGGACAUACUGUGUUCUGAAGCCACAUAGUGUGAAAGAGGUCUUCACCAGAAAGAGAACGUCAGCUGCUCUGGUGACACUCAUAGCUAUACUAGUUGCAUUCAAUGCUCAUUUUCUUGUAGGAUACGAGCAUGUUUAUUAUCAAGAAGACUUAUUUGAAUGUGCUGCUAAUAGCGAGUCUUACCGUAACUUUAUGUUCAACGUCUGGGGAUGGAUAGACCUUUCACUUGCAUUUGCUCUACCAUUAUGUGUGUUUGUAAUUGGAAACAUUAUAAUUGUAUUCAAACUACGUUCUAGUCGAAAAUUUAGAUCACUCAGUAUUUAUUCAAACUCGAGCAACACGUAUGUAAGAAGAAACCGCCUAUCGGCAACGGACGCGGUUUCACAGUGGACAAGGACCACUUUUGUGCUCAACGUUGCAUUCGUCUUGUUAGUCCUGCCGUCUGUAACAUUUCAAAUAGGACAGGUUUAUUGGUACCCUGAAGAAGAAAAGACAAUCGAGAAGUACGCGGAGUUAUUACUUUUCUCCGGAAUUGUCCAUAUGUUGAUGUACAUGAAUAACGCUAUAAACUUUGUGCUUUAUAUCAUGUUUGGUUCGAAGUUUAGAUCUGACCUUAAAAUGUUAGUUUGCUGCAGAAAGUUAACGCUUCGUCCCCGUCCUGCCUCUGUUUGGAGGACAAGCUCCGCGUCCACCUAUGUCAACUCAUGUUCAGUUGCUUCAGGGGAUGAACAAAGUGAUUCUGUGAAUUGUACAACCACCACUGGACUCUAGUUCCUACACGACAAGAACAAAUGGGCGUCACCACCAGUUUUGAUUUAAGAUGAGGAACGUGAUUAUUGGCGUAUGUCUAAUGCUGAAUUUUGUCAAUGAUUUAGAUGAGAAGGACAGCUAUAAUAUGUGCUGUUGUUUUUUUUUCAAAUGUAAUAUACGAUUCAAGUGUAGCU
Mya arenaria is the source of this 1626-nucleotide messenger RNA. Its product is annotated as FMRFamide receptor-like. NCBI's taxonomy places the organism in Eukaryota, Metazoa, Mollusca, Bivalvia, Myida, Myidae. The record is from RefSeq and is a predicted model, not a curated record. Gene Ontology annotation, molecular function: G protein-coupled receptor activity. The transcript has a single exon. Gene Ontology annotation, cellular component: plasma membrane. Gene Ontology annotation, biological process: G protein-coupled receptor signaling pathway. The coding region runs from base 344 to 1453 and encodes 369 amino acids.